Messenger RNA from Catharus ustulatus (Swainson's thrush), 1358 nucleotides. RefSeq names its product NPR2 like, GATOR1 complex subunit (gene NPRL2). Bases 74 to 1210 code for a protein of 378 amino acids. Gene Ontology annotation, cellular component: vacuolar membrane; GATOR1 complex. NCBI's taxonomy places the organism in Eukaryota, Metazoa, Chordata, Aves, Passeriformes, Turdidae. Gene Ontology annotation, biological process: negative regulation of TORC1 signaling; positive regulation of autophagy; cellular response to amino acid starvation. The transcript has 11 exons. The record is from RefSeq and is a predicted model, not a curated record. Gene Ontology annotation, molecular function: GTPase activator activity.
CCGCGGGAGCGGCGCUACGGUGGCCGGCGGGGCUGGGGCUGCAGCCGGUGCUGGGGCCGCUCCGCGUUCCGCCAUGGGAGGCCGCAUCGAGUGCGUGUUCUUCAGCGAGUUCCACCCCACGCUGGGGCCCAAAAUCACCUACCAGGUCCCCGAGGACUUCAUCUCCCGGGAGCUGUUUGACACCAUCCAGGUGUACGUCAUCACGAAGCCUGAGCUGCAGAACAAGCUGAUCACCGUGACGGCCAUGGAGAAGAAGCUGAUCGGCUGCCCCGUGUGCAUCGAGCACAAGAAAUACAGCCGGAAUGCUCUGCUCUUCAACCUGGGCUUUGUGUGUGAUGCCAGAGCCAAGGCCUGUGCGCUGGAGCCCAUCGUGAAGAAGCUGGCUGGUUACCUCACCACCCUCGAGCUGGAAAGUGGAUUCAUCUCCAAUGAGGAGAGUAAACAGAAGCUGGUUCCCAUCAUGACUAUCCUGCUGGAGGAGCUGAAUGCCAAAGGGAAGUGCACCCUGCCCAUAGAUGAGUCGAACACCAUCCACCUGAAGGUGAUUGAGCAGCGCCCAGACCCUCCCAUUGUGCAGGAGUACGAUGUCCCUGUCUUCACCCAAGACAAGGAUGACUUCUUCAACUCCCAGUGGGAUCUCACCACGCAGCAGAUCCUGCCCUACAUUGAUGGAUUUCGGCACGUCCAGAAGAUUUCGGCAGAAGCCGAUGUGGAGCUGAACUUGGUGCGCAUCGCUGUGCAGAACCUGCUGUACUAUGGGGUUGUCACACUUGUCUCCAUACUUCAGUACUCCAAUGUCUACUGCACCACUCCGAAGGUCCAGGACCUGGUGGAUGACAAGUGCCUCCAGGAAGAGUGUCUGUCCUACAUCACCAAACAAGGGCACAAGCGAGCCAGCCUCAGGGAUGUGUUCCAGCUGUAUUGCGGACUGAGCCCUGGCACCACCGUGCGAGACCUCAUCUGCCGCUACACCCUGCAGCUCCAGAGGGUGGACGAGAGGAGGCUUAUCCAGUUUGGUUUGAUGAAGGGCCUUAUCCGGCGGCUCCAGAAAUACCCCGUCAAGGUGGCCCGGGACGAGCGGAGCCACCCAGCCCGGCUGUACACGGGCUGCCACAGCUACGAUGAGAUCUGCUGCAAGACUGGCAUGAGUUACAAGGAGCUGGAUGAGCGCCUGGAGAAUGACCCCAACAUCAUCGUGUGCUGGAAGUGACGCAGCGAUAGCCCUUUCUAGAGCUGUGUCCCCCCACGCGUCACCUGUGUGUCCCGUUGUCCCCUCCACGUAUUCCCGGAGCGCCCCGCUGGCAGCGGCCGCUCCUCCGCGCCGCCAGGGGGCACCACAGGCCGCCCCUCACCGCUGC